Cyclopterus lumpus (lumpfish) is the source of this 5973-nucleotide messenger RNA. RefSeq names its product AF4/FMR2 family, member 1 (gene aff1). Gene Ontology annotation, biological process: regulation of gene expression. Bases 382 to 3855 code for a protein of 1157 amino acids. The transcript has 19 exons. The record is from RefSeq and is a predicted model, not a curated record. Lineage: Eukaryota; Metazoa; Chordata; Actinopteri; Perciformes; Cyclopteridae. Gene Ontology annotation, cellular component: super elongation complex; nucleus.
CAAAGCGGUGCAUAAUACAGCUCUUAAUGGACUCUUUUGUUAUUAUUUACUUUGUAUUUACUCGUAUAAUACCAACACAACUGCUUUGGACACAUGUUCUGACAAGCGUGUACGGCAUUGAGUGUAUAAAACUAAGCUUUGGUCCCCGGAUGGCUGAAUAGAGUAGAACAAUCCAGUAGAGAGAGAGGGGGAGAGAGAGCGAGCGAGAGAGAGUGGACGACCCAAACACGGACGGUUAGCAGACAACUAUCCAACAACGACGGCCUGACAGCCAUUUAAUCACCUAUUUAGAAGAGAAAAAAAUGUGACGAAGUGAGAAGAACACCUUUCCGAGGACUGUCGGAAGCACAUGACAACUUCGGCCGCCGUGAGAGGCGCGACAUGGCAUCUCAGUCGAGUACAUACAAUGAAGAAAGGAACCGUCUUCGCCUCCGUGCAUGGGAACAGAGGAACCAAGAAACAAGCCAAGCCAAAGAACUCAACUCUGAGAACGUGCCGCUCUUUGGGGUACCGUACAAGACAAACAAAGGGGAUGAGCUUUCCAAUCGAAUCCAGGGGAUGCUUGGCAGUUAUGAAGAUGUGAAUAAUCCAUAUCCCUUUGCUAUUGAGCCAUUGGCCAUUCCUACUUGUGUAACCUUCUCACACUCAGAUCAGGGUCCGCCAAACACAGAUAAACCAACCAAGCCUCCAUUCCAUAACCAAAUCCAGUACGUGUCCACCCAAAGUCAGAAAGCCUCAUCUAGUAACAUUUACAACUCUCAGCCCGUGAGGACGUCCACUGCCUCUUCUCCUAAUCAUCAUGGACAUUCAUCCACUUUCUCAAAUGCUUCUUUGAACCACAGUCAGCUCAGCAUCUCGGCGCAUCAACAAAAGAGGAGUGAAGCCCACUCGGAUCUCAGGGAGUGUGUCAGCCUUUCCCAUGAAAUGUCUUCCCAGUCUCCUGAUGCUGAGCUGCCCCCUUUCCCACAUUCCAGUGACCAUGAUAACAAUGACAAGGACAUGGAUGUUUCCACUUUUAAUCUAAAACAGUCCCCCAACGAUGCGUCUCUGUCCCAAGCAAACAAGGGUAAUGCGCUACCUUCCCAGACCUUCCCUUCACUCCUCUCGUCAAAGCAGCCCAGUGUAGUCAUGACCAAGAAGCCAACAGCGUAUGUGCGGCCCAUGGAUGGUCAGGACCAGGUGGUCAGCGAGUCACCUGAGCUGAAGUCUUCACCAGAGCCAUAUGUACCUCUACCUGAGUUAAUCAACAAAUCCGAUCUAGGCAAAAUGAAGAUACUGCCACCAUUUCUGGAGACGAGGUCAAGUGAAGCUCUAUGUGUCGAGGACAUCUUGAGGGAAAUGACCCACUCGUGGCCCCCUCUCCUGACAGCUAUACAGACACCUAGUCCAGAUGAACCCUCCAAGUCCCUGUUCCAAGCCAAGGAAGCAGAGCGUGUCUCUUCUUGUCCAGGAAAAAAAAACUAUGAGACUUCUCCUGCAGAUCCAUCCCAGCUCAUCCAGCAGAGCUCCUCGGCUUCAUUUGAAGUGGCACAUUCCAGAGUAGAGUCCGCCAGCUCCAGCGAUUCAGAGAGUAGCUCAAGAUCAGAGUCGGAGAGUGAAGGCACCAUCGAGGAGCCAGCUCGGCUCCCUGUGAGUAACUUAAACGUCAAAACCGAGCCUGAUGCUCCAGCAGUGACACAUGGUGAUUGGCAGUUGGGGAACUGGAUUCGGUCCAGCCAGCAGAACGCCGGCACUGACAGCCAAAGUGGUGCACACGCCGCCGAGGGACCUGCUCACAAACGGCCGCCGCCCACUCAUAGCUCAAAGCUCUUAGCCAGCGUAGAGGUCGUCGACCCCACCAGGGCGUCCAAACCUCAGCUUUCAACUCACCAGAGAGAGUUCACUGAUCGGGUUGCAAAGCUCCAGCAGCGCAGCGAAAACCCUCAGGACAACUAUAACCAUCAAAUUAGCCCAAUAUCCCCCUUUGGUGAUUCGAACAGCUGUAGCAGUUCCAGAAAGCUUUCAUUGAACAAGCGAUCGUCAAUACCAGAGAAGGCAGUUUGCCUAGAUCGCGCUGAAGCAGCUAUCAGUGUAAAGUGUGAGGAAGUUGUCGCCACGCAAGACAAAGACCCCAGUUUCACAGAUGGACCCAAGGUAAAGACGAAAACAGGACAUGGCAAGAAAAGCAAGGAUAAAAGUGACACUAAAAGAGACGGUAAAAGGACUUCUAAACGCACGUCCCUUGACAAACGGAAGGCUGGAGACGAGCCUGAAGUCCCAGUGGUCCUGUGUGGUCAUUGUCCAUUAUGUGGUGUGCAAUAUCCUAUGCGCUGCUCCUGCCCCACCCAAAGUCAUGCUCAGCCCGACCUGCUGUCUCCAGUCCGACUACUUAGAAUCAGUAGUAGCAAAGAAAAGUCUGAGUCCAAGCUUCCUCACAAAACAACCCACAAGAACUCAGAGAAGACUAGACAGAUAGCCAAGAGUUCUCGUGACCCCCACAGGCCUUCUAGAUCUCUACUGGUGAAGAUUGAUCUAAGACUGAUCUCAAGAGUGCCCCCGACCCUGGAAAACCACCAGGAGAUCCCCGGCCUUGCAAAGAGACCAGCACUGGUCAUAGAGCAAGAUGGAGGGGGCCAGGAUGCUUCUACUACACACAAACUCGCCAAAACCAGUGCAAAGAGUAAACCUAAAAAUGUUGAGGUAGUCAAUGCAACUCUUCCCAAGAAGAAACAGAGGCUGGAAAACAAGAAUACCUCAUCAAAUCGUGCUUCUGUCAAACUGGAACGUCCCUGCAAUUCAAAAGAUGACCGAGAGCAAAAGAAGGCAAAGAAAACCCCUGUUCCUCUGCAGCAGCCCCUGACACCCAAAGACCCCGCUAAAGGCCCAAAGGUGCACAAACGCAGUUUUGGGGAAACGCAGGAGUCCAGUAAGGAGGGUGUAAAGCGCAAGGACUCGAGCACAAAGCACAAGAAGAGCAGUGGAAAGCACACGGAGCACCCACACGUUGAAAAGAAGCCACCAAAGAGCAGCUUCGACAUCCCAUCAUCUUCACAGGCCACCAGGGAAUCUUUGAGCAACAGGCCCUUGUUCAGAUUAGAGGAGAGGCAGUAUCCAGUAAAGCAUUACAUAAAGGAGGCCAAAAAACUGAAGCACAAAGCCGAUGCAGAGUCCGAUAAGCUCAGUAAAGCUUUCAACUACUUGGAUGCGGCCAUGUACUUUGUUGAAAGUGGCAUUGCCAUGGAAAAAGAUCCACACAUUUCAAUGUCUUCCUACACUAUGUUUGCAGAGACAUUGGAACUGCUCAAGUUUGUACUGAAACUUAAACAUUCAGUGGACGUCUCUGCUUCACCUUCAGAAAAGGACUUUUUAUCUUUGUGUCUGAAGUGCCAGUCUCUGCUGCAGAUGGCCAUGUUUCGCAACAAACAAAAAAUUGCACUCAAGUAUUCAAAGACCCUCACUGAACACUUCAGUAACUCAACAACUCACAAUCCCUCUGCAGUAACAUUGAAAGUGACAGACACCCCCCCGUCCUACACCCCCAACAUGCCGUCUCCAGCCAACACCUCCAGCAGCUCCGGUCCCGGCUCCAACCUCAGCGUCAGUGGGUUGGCUGUGGACCCAGUCGGAAGCACCGUGCUAGUUCCCCAGGCCAUUGGGCAGGUGGCGUUCACCUACGUCAACAUCACAAUGUUAUUCUUGAGCGCUCACGACAUCUGGGAGCAGGCGGAGGAGCUCGCACAAGGAGGCAGCGGCAUGCUGACAGAGCUGGACACGGUUAUCGGCCCAUUGAGCCUCACGUCCAGUAUGAGCUCUAUGGUCGGCUAUACGAGGCAGGGCGUCCACUGGCUGAGGCUGGACAGCCACAAGGUAAAGUGACCAACAACCUUCACUUCACCUCGGUGUGUUACGCUCUGAUACCGACCUGGACUGCCCCUCAGGCUCGUGCCACUUUUCUCCUUUUCUCAUGAACUCAUCUCGUCGACAAAGAAAGACGAACGUCUCACGCGAUGCGUGUUCUUGAGGAUGCCACACUGAACAUUGCACUUGUUAUUUAUUGUUUCCACUUCGGUGUCUCUCACUUCCUCUCUUGCACUUUUAUGACAUAGGUUUCAUCUGCUGUGAUCCACUUCUUUCAUGUUGUAGUUAGUCGGUCGUUGUGUUGGAAUCGUUUGUGAAUCACAACUCUAUAUUCAGGACGGCCGGGCAUGAAAUAUAACCCAAAGUGCCAUUUGGCACCAGAAUCCUCCCCCUGCCUUAUCAUGUGGUCGUGUUGCUAGUUCUGGCACUGUUGCCAGAUUUGUUAUCAUCAGUUUUGUUAAUAAUACCAUAAGGCAUCAUAAUCAUUGUUCAAAUGUAUCAUGAGUUCUGUUUAAUUUCUCUUGAGGAGAGAUUAAAUUUCCCUGUGCAGUCCGAAAGAUCUGUUUUGAUUUGGAGUCAGGGAAUUUGUAUUUUUUCCUAAAUACAGCAUAUUAUUUCUCCGUCAAAUCAGUGACGUCAUUUCUUAUAAUAUUUCUACUUUGUAGGAUGUAGAGAUAAAACAUCGGGGUGUUGUUGCAAAAGGGCCAGAUAACGGACAAUCAUUUUCAGGUUUUCAAAGAAUGUUGCCAUGGUUACGCGGCUCUGGUUGGAUCGAAAACACACCGCAAUAAUAUUAAUAAAAAUACAAAAUACUGAUUAAACAUUUUCCCUCCCAGAACUGAAUACAUGUAGGUUAAAUUAUGAAUAGUAUAUUGAGUGUUUUUCAAAACCAAGAACAAUCUGGACGUGAUUGGCGUGAUGAGGAAGUUAGAAACCUCUGGGGACUUUCAGGGGAGACUAGCUGCGUUCAGUUUUUGAUGAAUAAAGACAUCAUUGUGAUUCAGGUGUAACUGUUGAAUCUGUGACAUUUUAAGCCAUUUCUUGGUGAUCAUCUCGACUCUCGUCUCUCUAACACCUGAGAGCCGAGGGACGAGUUCGUCAGACCAAAGAACAUUCGAUUUUAUUCUCGUCAUCCUGUUUAAUAAUUGCACGCGUGCUCUCCAUCAUUAAUGAGUUAUACGAGCAUCAAAGUUCACUCGACAUCUUAACUACUUGAAAGAACAAAAAAAAAAAGGAGGGUGAGAGGUGGACGUCGUCGUUCACGUUGGCCGUGUUUGUGAGUUUGAGUUCUCUUUCGAGUGUCGUGGGACCAGCACCGUCUUUCAAAUACAAUAGUGCCCCUUUUUUAGUUUCUGCACCAGGACGCUGCGUUCCUUUGUUUCCUAAAUCUGUGGGAGUAGAAUUAAAAAGGCCAAACUAUAUCUAAAUAAAGAAUGCACUUUGAGUAAUUGUAGUUUUAAUUUCGGAGCAUUACUGGACACCGUGUCCCAGAGGCUGGCGGGACUGUGCUCCUCUUUUCUCUUGUUCAUGGCAAUAAAAAGCAUCAUUUUUUUUUUUUUUUUUUUGGUUACAAUGUUUUUAGUGAGGUGUUGAUGUAGUUAUUACAGUUUCACAGGGGAUACAAAAAGUAAUGGGUAUGAAACGUUGAUAACCGUUGCUUUAGAAUAUCCUGUUGACACGAGUCCCGUUGUGAUUGAAACGUUUCGUUUGUUCAUUCAGUCGGCACGACUUAAAAGGGCUAAACGAGGAUCACGAAAGUGUUCCUGACUUUAUUUUCUCACAUGUAUGAUAAAGUGAUAUUUUUUUAAGUAAGGAGCGAGUACACUGGUGCCAUGGCAUUUUGAGAUUAUUUUUCUGUACCAAUCAGGCUUCUGUAGAAAUGAUCUUUAAUGUUUUCGCACUGCACAAAAGGUCAUUCAUAAAAAAAAGAAGUGCAACUUCAUCUGUUGUCUUUUGCAACUUGUGGCUUUCUUUCCAUCAUCCUCGAUUGCUGGUGCUUCAUUUAUGAAUUACUCUGCAACAAGUUUACACUUCUUGACAAAUAAUUAUUUACUGGAAAAAUGUUUAGAAACAUGUUUUGUGAAAUAUGUAAAGAAUUUGUGUUGCAGUGUACGAAGAUGAAUAAACACUGGAAAU